AUGUCUACCCUCGCCUACCAUCCUCCUGCCGAGCUCGUCGCUCUGUCCCAGACCGAUAGCGCUUGCAAUUUCCCUCCCAAUUUCCACAUCCAGAACUUCGUGGCCAAGUCGAAUGGGACUGGCCCAACAGCCACUCUAAGUGCAUACAACUUCACCUUUGUGGACCAAGUAACGAGCAUCACCACCAGCUGCUCUUUCAACUCGAGCUCCGUUUCCACUACUCCGCCAGGCCUGGCGCCACGAUACGCCUGUGCUCAUGGAGACGUCAAAUUUAUCUGGGAAGAUGCGCGCAAGCAAUUGACCAUGGUUGAGAGGAUCUGCCCAACCUCCAAGGGCACUGAUCAAUACGAAGUUACUGGCUCAACAGUCAUCCCUUUGACUUGCACCGGAUCGGGAGCCUGUAGCACCAACUCGACCGAUUUCGACGUGAAAUACACUGCACUGGACCCCGUCUCAGAUCCCACUCGGCGGGUCAAGUAUUGGGUGAGCUAA
Trichoderma atroviride IMI 206040 is the source of this 492-nucleotide messenger RNA. RefSeq lists its product as uncharacterized. NCBI's taxonomy places the organism in Eukaryota, Fungi, Ascomycota, Sordariomycetes, Hypocreales, Hypocreaceae. The record is from RefSeq and is a predicted model, not a curated record.